AUGACUCGACAUGGGAAGAACUGCACAGCGUCAUCAGUGUAUUCAUAUCAUGAACGACAAAGAGAUGCGAAAGUUAGUGGAUACGGUACGCUGCAUGCACGUCUUGGAGCUGACUCUAUCAAGGGAUUCGAUUGCUGUUCGUUAACUUUGCAGCCCUGCAAGAAUCCAGUAAUUACACAAAAUGGAUUUAUUUUUGACCGCGAAGCAAUUUUGGAAUAUAUAUUAGCGCAGAAGAAAGAUAUUGCUAAACGAACGAAACUAUGGGAAAAGCAGAACGAAAUCGCAGCGGAGGAGCUGAGAAUGUCGCAGAAAUCAGAUCAGCAGAAAAUUGCCAGAAAAUUCGCUGAAGUGGAGGGUACUCCUGCGCAUCCAGGAUAUAAGAUCAACUUAGAAGAAGCUCGGCAAGCUAACUCAACGUCUAACCCUUUGAAACGACCAGGCAGCGCAAUAGUUGUUCAGCCGGCUCAGAAAGUCAAAGCCCUUGGGAGUGAAGGGGAUAUUUCAAAUAUGAAAGGAGAGAGGAGUAAAGAGUUGCCCAGUUUCUGGAUCCCCGAACUUAAUCCAACAGCAAGUGCCUCCAAAGUAGAGAAGCCUUCCCAGAAAGUGUUGUGUCCACUGUCCGGAAAGCCACUAAAGCUUAAAGAUCUCAUGGAAGUCAAAUUCACACCAAUACCGAAGGAUGACGACAAAACCAGUACUAUUGCGUCAAAGGCAGUGCGGUAUAUGUGCGCUGUUACUCAUGAUGCUUUGACAAAUACAACGCGUUGUGCCUACCUGAAGAAGUCGAAAUGUGUUGUUACCUGGGAUGUAGUAGAGAAACUGAUUAAGAAGGAUUGGACGGAUCCAGUCAACGGAGAGUCACUGACAGAGGAUGACAUAAUUGAGCUACAGAGAGGAGGUACUGGCUACGCUGCUACAAACGAUGUGAAGGCAAAACUUAUUCGACCUCAAUUGGAGUUGCAAUGA
Necator americanus (New World hookworm) is the source of this 966-nucleotide messenger RNA. RefSeq lists its product as uncharacterized. The record is from RefSeq and is a predicted model, not a curated record. NCBI's taxonomy places the organism in Eukaryota, Metazoa, Nematoda, Chromadorea, Rhabditida, Ancylostomatidae. Gene Ontology annotation, cellular component: nucleus. Bases 1 to 966 code for a protein of 321 amino acids. Gene Ontology annotation, molecular function: ubiquitin protein ligase activity. The transcript has 9 exons.